GACAAGAGCAAGAAUCCCGACGACCCAUAUCACACGGAGCAGCCUCCGCUUAGCACAUACCCAAACGAUGCUAUCCGCAACAAUGCCAAAGGAAAUGACCUAGACAAGGAAGUCAUUGAGCGAAUGAAGAUUCGUGAGCUUUGUGAGGGCUGGGGAGUCUACAGAGAUGCAGCAGAAUGGGAAAACUAUCGCUCAAUGUUCUUCGAUGACGCCUACAUCGCCACUAGCUGGAAACAAGGCAACAUUGACGAGUUCAUCGAAGCCUCCAAAGCUGGAUUCGAAAAAGGCUCCAAGUUCAUGUAUAUCUUACACCGCAUCAUCGGGUCUCAAGUCGACAUGAACCCUGACCUUACCCGCGCAGUCUGCAAGAUGAAGAUUACAAUCACUUGCCGCUUCACCUUCGACGACAUUGAGAUGGACAAUGAUGCCGACUGCCGCUUCUUCUUCUUUGUCGAGAAGAGAGGAAACAGAUGGGUUGUCGUGUUCUACACACUGCUGUUCGACAAGGACAAGUUUGCGCCAGUGAAUCCGGAGAGAAUCUACAGUAUCCCCGAGGAUGAGGUCAAGCAGUACCCGAGUGGGUACAAGUACCUGGCUUGGGCGGAGAACAAGAUCAGUCAGCCGCCCAAGAUGAAUUUGAAUGCACAUGGUCCUGAGAAGGAUGUCUUGUAUGGCAAGAUGAAGGCUUGGCUGGAAAAUGAGUCUAUCAGACCUGACUUGACUGGUGAAGAUGACCCUAAUUGGAAGCCU
This is a messenger RNA of Aureobasidium uvarum, 750 nucleotides long. The record is from the annotation of a GenBank genome assembly. NCBI's taxonomy places the organism in Eukaryota, Fungi, Ascomycota, Dothideomycetes, Dothideales, Saccotheciaceae.